AUGGAGGGAGCAAGAUUUGGAGAGCUAAAGUUGGAGGUCGGGAUGAAGUUCAAUAGCAAACAUGAUUCUAUUAAGGCAGUGAGAGAGUUCACCAUACAAGAGGGGAGACAAAUCAAUUUUAGAAGAAAUGAGAGUUAUAGGGUGAGAGCUGUUUGCAAGUACAAGAAGGAGGGUUGUAAGUGGGUUGCAUAUGCCUCUAUAGAUCAUGAAGAGACUUACUGGCAGUUGAAAACAUUCAACAACAACCAUACAUGUGCAAGGAGGACUAAAAACAGGACAGCAAAUAGGAAGUGGCUAGCCUCAAAGAUGAUAAAGAAAAUAAGAAAAUAUCCUAACCUUAAGCAUGGAGAAGCAUCUGAUUACUUCAAAAGGAAGUGUGAUCUUGACUUGAAUAAAUCCUCUCUGACUAGGGCCUUAAGUGAUGCAAGGAACAUUGUAUAUGGGGAUGCGGCAGCACAAUACACACUUCUCAUAGAUUAUGCAGAGACAUUACUGAAAAGUAACCCUGUAUCAACUGUUAAAAUAGGAGUGAAGCCACAACCUAAAGGAGAACCAACUUUUGAAAAAAUGUACAUAUGCCUCGAUGGAUGCAAGAAAGGAUUCAAGGCUGGGUGUCGGUCUCUAAUUGGACUAGAUGGAGCCUUUUUGAAGACACACUUUAGAGGACAAAUACUAGCCGCAGUUGGACAAGACGCUAACAACCACAUAUGUGUCAUCGCUUGGGCCAUUGUAGAGGUCUAG
This is a messenger RNA of Arachis stenosperma, 741 nucleotides long. RefSeq lists its product as uncharacterized. The transcript has a single exon. The record is from RefSeq and is a predicted model, not a curated record. Bases 1 to 741 code for a protein of 246 amino acids. NCBI's taxonomy places the organism in Eukaryota, Viridiplantae, Streptophyta, Magnoliopsida, Fabales, Fabaceae.